CGCUCGGCCGCUCCGACAGCUUUGAAAUCGCCACUUCAGUUGCACUAAGAUGGACGGCGGAGCGUACGGCGGUGGAAAGGCUGGGGCACCUUUCGAUCCGAUCGCGUUCGUCCAGCGGCCGCAGGUUAUUCUGAGAGCGGUAUGCCUGCUUUUUGCAAUAAUCGUCUUCGGAUGUAUAAGCAGCAAGGGUUACCUGCCGAAAAAUGGGAAGGAAGUUUGUCUCUACAAUGACGACAAUAACGCAUGCAAUUAUGGAGUCGGCAUUGGUGUGCUGGCGUUCCUGGCCAGCAUUGGAUUCCUCGCAGGCGAAUACCUGUUCGAACAGAUGUCCUCCGUCAAGACUAGGAAACACUUCGUCCUUAUUGAUUUAGGCUUCUCGGGGUUCUGGUCUUUCCUCUAUUUCGUGGGAUUCUGCUACUUGACAAACGCAUGGAACAAUUCCGAUAAACCACCGGGAGACUAUGGCGUGAAUAAUCUUCAGGCGGCUAUUGCGUUCUCGUUCUUCUCAAUCUUUACUUGGGCUGCUUGUGCUUGGUUCGCGUUUCAAAGAUUUAAGCAAGGUACUGACGCAGCAUUCGCUCCGAGUUACGAGGCGGACCCCGUGGGUGGUACAGGAUACACAAGUUAUCCCGAUGCCACUGAUACUGCUUACCAGGAGCCGCCGUUCGGCCAGCAACAGCCGCAGCAGCGGGGUAUGGGUGACUUUCAAGCCCCAGCUUACUAGAAGUCAUCCAUAGUCAAUACCAAAAUGUAUUUCCAUUGGAUGCACAGCGAGCUACUUACGAAGGAAGGUGAUUUAGGAUAAUUUUUCAGAACAAGAUAUAUUGUUUCCCCGCAUCUACUUGUUUUGCUUAAAGGUAAUUUUCACCUUAUUACGACGCGAUUAUUAUCUCGAUAUUUUUCCAUAAAAUUCUUCCGAUAAAGUUUUUGCAUUAAAAUGCGUGAAUUUUUACUCGUGAUUUAUCUUGAGGACCGUCAGACUACGUGAAUUCCUCUCGUAAUAGGUGAAGCACCAAUGUACAGCGCGGAGUAACGGCACAUUAAAUUGCAUUUUUCUUUGCAGACUAAAGAACUUCAUUCGCUGAUAGGUCGCUGGGCAGCGCGUUGGUCGUAGAGUAAGUUUUCAUGGCAAAGAUGUAGAGGGAAGUUAUUUGUUAAACUGUGCUUCUUAUUGUUGACCACUUGUAAGUUACACUUAUUAUCCGUACGCCCGAUGUCACAAGAAGCGUUAAGUGUAUCUAAGGUAUGUACGUCCUGUACGCUUGGACACGCGAAUUACGACGUGCCGGUGGCACUACUGCAGGCCGCCUGUAAGGAAGUAAAUGAUAUGAUACCUUGUAACAAGUAACUAUAGCAACUCUCCGUAAUAAGUAAGAACUUAGUACGUGCACAGGCUAUGUAUAUUUUAAACGUUGUAACGUGUUCAUAGUAAACGCGACUUAAAUACAACAACAGUAAUACAAUAUGCAUUGCAUUAUCAUGCAAUUAGUGUUAAAACGAGAGAUCGAGCUACGCGAGGCGUCUAGGGGAGUCGGGGUGGCUUCAGUUCCGAAAUAAGUCGGCGCAUGUUUUGAUAUUAGCCAGACAAUACUUAAGUUAUAUUUCUUUAGUACUUAAGUUACCAAUCAUAUGUCCGUUGCGGUGUAACGGAGGUAUAUAUUUCUUGCAGCGUUAUACCGACGUCUUUGCACUAACCGUGAUGAAGUAACGAGUAACAAACCAAAGUUUAUUAAUGUAUAAGUUCAUUACAGCACUCAAGUUGUGUACACCUGCAUAACUCGUGCAUAAAUUGUCCACGGUGUUUGCUAUCGCUAUGAAUAUAUACGUUAGAUUUUUCUAUUUCAAUCCUUCUCGUCACGAAACUCUCGUCCAGUAAUCAGUAUGUAAAUCGACAACCCGUCUUCGUUACGAAGAAGAAUUGUAAAUUCCACAAAUGGACACGCCCCAAAGAAGGAAAUUUAACAUUUGUAAAAUUUUAUUCAGUUAUUUUCUUGAUACUAACGAUAUUACUAACGAUUAAUGAUUAUUUAUGUUUGAUGUACAAUCUCAGGAAGAUAUCCAAUUAUAUCAGAUUAUUUAUUUAUUUAUGUUACGUAUAAAUGUGUUUUAUUUAUUUAUGCAUUUAUAUUUAACGUGGAUGUAAAAUUUAGUGUGUAAUGUCUAGGUAUACUGCGUUACUAAACAUGCGUAGAAAUUUGAAUUGGUAAUAAUCGUGAGAGUGCAAAUUAACAGGAAAUAUACGCGUGUGAUAAGUUAUUUAAUAAUUCUGGAAGAUGUCACAUCGUAUAUGCAUAUAGUAAUCUUGAAUCGGCAUGUUGGAACAAUGACUUUGUUCGGAGCAAUAAAAGUAUUACAUAUGUACUUAUGACAUACACUUUAAGUUGUGAUCAAUAUUUGCCAUUUAUUUGAUCAUUUUCUCUUUGUUGUAUUGUCAAGCAAUUCCGAUCACCGAUAGAAACUCACGGUAACUUAAUAAUUUAACAAUUCAGCUGAGAGAAUUAUACAUUCUAGGCAUAUGGUGCGAACUGUACAGUUGAGUGCAAGAGACUUUUUCAUCUCGGUUUGCAUAAUAACGUCGUCAGAACUUCUCCUCGAUUAUUCCAGCUUUUUCUAAUAGUUUCAAUCUAGUUUGCAUAGUUCUCUUGAAGAAGAUGCAUCUAUUGACUUAACCGGUAUUCAGAUAAUUUGGAGAACAUAGUUUGUGUAAAAUGUUAUGUAAAGUGCAAUAAUAAUCAUUACAUGUAUUCCUGGUAGCCCGAAAAAUAUCAUCCCUUUGGAUAUGCAGAACUAAUUAUAUUGAGGAGAAAUAUCCUUUUUUUUUAAGUUUUACACGAAUUGUACUGUUUUCCCAUUUCAGUCAUAUUCGUGCUGCACAUUCAAGGGGCUGGAUUCGUAGAUGUUCGCUCUUUUCAAAAUUGAGCUCUCAAUCUCUCCAAAAUCUCGACCCUUCUAGGUGCAAAACCUCUCUAUAUAGAACGUAACUGAUAACACUGUCGACCAGGAAAUAGUGAAAAUACAUAAAUCGCAGCAUUGUCAGCAGCAUUCCACCAAGAAGGGUUGAGGCAAUAACAAACACAGUCUAAAGUCUCAUUCUUUACCGCGUGAAAGACGAUGCGAUCGUGCUUUCGAUUCCGCCUGCGAAAUCGGAAAGCAGUGCCGAGUAAUCGUACUCGAUAGAGAGUGUAGUAUUGUCGAGGUGUCUAUUACGAAGGUGUAAAGGAAUAAAAAAUGUGUAUCAAGAUGUGGGUAUUGAUAAAAUGAUAACUAAAUUA
Messenger RNA from Ooceraea biroi (clonal raider ant), 3272 nucleotides. RefSeq names its product synaptogyrin. The record is from RefSeq and is a predicted model, not a curated record. Gene Ontology annotation, cellular component: synaptic vesicle membrane; neuromuscular junction. Lineage: Eukaryota; Metazoa; Arthropoda; Insecta; Hymenoptera; Formicidae.